Molecule: messenger RNA, 2430 nt
Organism: Paralichthys olivaceus (Japanese flounder)
Lineage: Eukaryota; Metazoa; Chordata; Actinopteri; Pleuronectiformes; Paralichthyidae
Source: RefSeq, a predicted model, not a curated record
UUCACUCGCACAUUUGCCUUCAGCGAGUAAAGAGGAGCUCGUGUCACUGCUCGUGUUUUUUCUUUUAUUCCAGAGACGCUGCUGCUGGUUAUUUUUCUCCCUCUUGUUCCUUUUGUGGAAUGAGGCAGGUUUUGUGUCGUUUCAAUGUCAGCGCCAUGAAGAAACGCGGAGUAAAGCAUCCAAAGUGGCACUAGGGUAGUAGCCUCCCGCUCUCUGUCUCUCUCCCUCCAUCACACACAGGCGCUGUUUGGAAAACGAGCAGCGAUGGCCAAGUGGCUGAAAGACUACCUGAGCUUUGGCAGCAGGAAGGUGCCUCCACAGCCGCCCACACCAGACUACUCUGAGAGUGAGAUCCUCAAAGCGUACCGGCUCCAGAGGGACCUGGAUUUCGAGGAUCCCUAUGAGGAAUCAGAGAGCAGGCCCAGGGGCGAGUCCGGGCCGUCUGACCCUGCCACGCCGGUGUACGGGUCACCCAUGAAGUCGUCCAGCGUGGACGUGAAGUCCCCCAAGCACAGACUGAUCAAAGUGGACUCCCAGGAGCUUGGGCGCACCAAGAUCCUCCUCAGUGCCGUCUCUUUAGAGGACCAGCAAGAGCCUGUGGUGCCCUCUGCUCCGCUGGCAGGGGACACGGACUAUUCUGAUCCUUUCGACGCUCGGUUGGAUCACCGGCUGGAGCCAGACCUCAGACCUGUUCCCUGCGAGAACAACGGCUACAUGGAACCGUACGAAGCCCAGAGGGUUAUUACAGAGCUGCAGCGUGGCCCGGGAGGAGGACGGGUGCGUGGCGGGGUGCAGCUCUACGACACUCCCUAUGACGACGAGCGAGGACAGCGACUGGGCCUUGUGUACGGAGAAGCUCAGGAUGAGGGCAAGGAGAACAGCAGGCUGCCGCAGGAUGACGAGAGGCCGGCUGACGAGUACGACCAACCCUGGGAGUGGAAGAAGGACCACAUCUCCAAAGCUUUCGCAGAAAUGAGGGAGUUGUCGGACUUGCCCUGGCCUGCCCCGGUGGGUCAGCUGGAGGAGGAGCCCCCCGUCAGAGAGCAAGUGCAGUUUGACGGCGCAGACUGGGACCGCUCCUCAUCGCCCACAGAACGGUUGCGUCCUCCGAGGUCGAGCCCGCUGGCAGGAGGGGGGUUGAAGUUCCGAAUGCCACAGGAAGGCCUGACAAUGGUGGGGGAGAGAGUGGACGCCACUGUUCCCCUGGAAAAGCAGGUAUGGUACCACGGAUCACUGUCUCGUUCUGAGGCAGAGUCGCUGCUAACGCUGUGUAAAGAGUGUAGCUACCUGGUGAGGAACAGUCAAGCCACCCGCUCUGACUUCUCCCUGUCCCUACGGAGCUGCCAAGGUUUCAUGCACAUGAAGUUCACACAGUGUAAAGACGGCAAGUACGUGCUGGGUCAGAACAGCCCUCCAUUUGACACCAUCCCAGAGGUGAUACACUUCUACACCACGCACAAACUCCCCGUCCGGGGUGCCGAGCACUUGUCCCUGCUGUUCCCCGUGCUGGUGCAGACACUCUGACUGACGCCGCCCGCUCCCUCUGGACCUCCAGGAUUUCAUUGAGUUCAGACAAUUAAAAACUUGAAUGUUUGACGGGGUCCUUCCCAGCGGAGUGCCAUCAACAGUAGUCCUGUGUUGGACCGGACUACUUUUGAUGAAUCCACACACUACAGAGCUAAUGCCUUCACCCACCACUGCUGUUGUACAGGUGCCAAGUGUGUCUAAAUAUCGGGGAGGAUUGAUUCACAUGAAAUACCUGAACUUUAUGCCACCUUUGUUGUAACUUCUCACCAUCAUAUCAUUUUGCUAAAUCAAGGGGUUGUAAUGUCAGGACAUCUGAAAUUGUCUCUUUCUUUAUUACAUGUCUCUUACCACUGUCUGAAAUGGGAGAAAGUCUGCAUAUUCUUAACCUCCCCAAAAUCGCACUUCAUUGACACUGGUAAAAUAUUGCUGUUGUCAGGUGAAAACCUUGCAAGUUCUUUUUUACUUAUUUUUCAUGUUUUUACCAGAAUCAAUAAAUUGAAUUGUACUGAAUAGGGCGCGAAACGUUUGUCAACCUCGGGGCUCAGAAACCCUGAUUGUAAAUUUAAAAAAGAUAAUGAUAAAAAAAACUCCUAUUUUUGAAAAAAAAAAAAAAGGUUUUUACCAACAACAGUGAUGUUUUAAAUGCUUUUCUACACAAAGCCACACAUUUAAUUUUCAUUCAGUCUGUUCUGUGCUGUCAUGCUGCUGCUGUAUGUUGAUGAUUUGCUUGACACGUCUCCAUGUUACUUGUUGAUUGUUCACUGUAAGCAACAGAGAGGCUGUGUUGUAUUGGUAUUGGUGCUGACCUUGCUGACCUGUAUCUCUUCUUUGGUUGCCUACGUUGCAUUAGGUAGACAAUGCUGGGUUUGUUAAAAAAAAAGAAUGAAAGAAAAAAAACAACAA